This is a messenger RNA of Temnothorax curvispinosus, 5205 nucleotides long. It is a transcript of the gene B-H2, whose product is annotated as homeobox protein B-H2. Lineage: Eukaryota; Metazoa; Arthropoda; Insecta; Hymenoptera; Formicidae. The transcript has 3 exons. Gene Ontology annotation, cellular component: nucleus. The coding region runs from base 1476 to 3026 and encodes 516 amino acids. Gene Ontology annotation, biological process: animal organ development; regulation of transcription by RNA polymerase II. Gene Ontology annotation, molecular function: RNA polymerase II cis-regulatory region sequence-specific DNA binding; DNA-binding transcription factor activity, RNA polymerase II-specific. The record is from RefSeq and is a predicted model, not a curated record.
UCGAUGCACACGCACGUUUCGCGUGCACGACUACGUUCUUAGUUCUGGGCAGGUCGAUCGGAGCGAUUCUUCGUCCGGCGAGGAUAAGGACUCCGCAUCAGAUCGACUUCUAUCCCGGAAUCGUACGUUCGCGAUCGUCUGAUCCGCGAAUCGAAAGGCGCUACCAAUCGAUGAAUUUUCACCGUGACGGAUAUUCAAUCUUCAGACAUUUGUCAAAAUUUGGUUCGGUCCUGUCAAAGUGAUCUUGAUGGUAUAACAACGCGGCGAAACGUGAACGACGUGUCAGGUGACAGUGCGAUCCGAAGAAGAACAGUGUUAAUAGACUGUAACGGUAUAUUACCGAUUUCAAGUCGAUAAUCGUUAACGAAAGUCUUGCCGUGAGAGUGAUCAAUCCUGGCACGCGUGACAGGCGACCACGAUAAGCCGGCUAAACAUAGACUUUCGAAACGGACGUGAUCGAGAUAGGACCAAUCGUGUGACGGUUGCUGGACUAAUCGGACUUUGAUAGAAGUGAUCGCUCGUGGUCAUUCAUCAGACACAAUUGUGAUCUGGAAGGCUAGUGUGAAGGGUGUGCUAAUAUCUUAUAGAAAUUUGUCUUUAGAUAUCGCGUCUAUUUCAUGGUUAAACGAUUUGUUGGCGAUAGGAGGUCUCGAACUUGUUCCUACCUUCGUAGGCGAGGUACACGCCGAGCACGUAAUCGCGCAAAAGUGAGAGGAGAACGUGCCACGAGAGUCUUAUAUAAAAAUAAUUAAUAAUUGAACGAGCAAGGAAAAGGAGAAAAAGAAAAGCGGAAAUGGCCGACGGCUCCGCUCUUAUGCGCGGCAAUUAUGUUAAGUGGCCAAUUAGCAAUUAACCAGGGAGCCGAGCCGAGCGGCCCCUUAAUUGCGCCUGGGAAGAAGGUGGUGGAGCGGAGGUGGAGCGACCGAGUUGAGCGGGAGGAAGUGCAAGGUGCACACGCAUCGCGACGCAAAUAUCUGUCUCACGCGCUAUUUACUCCAGAUUUUGCUGAAAGAUUUUCGCCUCGGUCGAUUUUCCAAAUCGCUCUCGGGCUUUUGGCGCUUUGAAGAUCCCGACGCGAUAGCGCGAGGCACAAAUCUCUAAAUAUUUAAGGUCAAGCUUCAUCGAGGUAUUCAUGUUCUCAAGUCUAAUGUUCGUCGCGAAAGUGAUUUCUUGACCCUCUCGUCGGAAAAUCCAUCCUUCGAUCACAGAUUUAACAUUGAGCGUCAAAUGAUGCCGGAUAACGCGCCAACCGUACGCGCAAGAGGGGAAAAGGAGUGAUCCAGAAAUUGGGUCUAUCGAGGAUACAGUGAAGUGUGAAGUUGAAAUAAAGUGAGAGGGCACGAUCUCUUCCUGGGUUAGGCUACGUCGUCAUUGUCGGCAAGAUUCUGUCUCCCAGGUACCGGGCGAGUCCUGGGGUGGCGACAGAGGCACCUGCAGGUGCCCGUAGCCCGAAGGAACCACCUGCGUCUACCGUGAUGACGGUCCAUCAUCAACAGAACCACCACGUGGCCGCUCUCAGUGGCGUCGCCGUGGCCAAUAACGGUCUGAAUCUGAGCAGGAUGUCGGGCCUGGAGGCGCAUCGGUUGGAGAACAUCGUCGAUCGGAACGGCGUAGCAGUGGAACGUCUCUCCAACGGGCUGGACUCGCGGAACAACAAUUUGAACAAUAACAACGGCCUGGAAAGAGGCGAUGCCUCGACGACGAUGCCGCAGAGGUCGAGGUUCAUGAUCACCGAUAUCCUGGGCGGUGCGUCCAGCAAGAUGCACCAAUCCGGGCUGCCUAGCCAGGAGCCACCCGGAAGUCCACCCUCGACGCCGCGAGACCUCAGUGUCAGGCAUCAGUCUAGAACGUCCUUGAGCAACAGUAAUCUAGACGAGGACAGCGACGCCAGCCACCACGACGGCGCUUCCGUUACGUCCAAUGGUGGCAAAGAGGAUGAUCCUAAAAGCUCGUCCUCGAGUUCCUUGAGCUCCGCGCAGAGUAAGAAGCAGCGUAAGGCGCGCACAGCUUUUACGGAUCACCAACUUCAGACUCUGGAGAAGAGCUUCGAACGGCAAAAGUACCUCAGCGUGCAGGACAGGAUGGAGCUGGCGGCGAAACUGCAGCUGACAGACACGCAAGUGAAAACGUGGUACCAAAACAGAAGAACGAAAUGGAAGCGACAAACGAUCGUGGGUUUCGAGAUCAUGGCCGAAAACAAUUUCGCCGUUGCCGCCUUCCAACAUCUGUACAGCGGCAGCACCGCGACGAUCCCCGCGCAUCCUGCCGCAGGACGUUACUGGCAGUAUCCCAGCGCGCACGCGUUACCCGCGAACGGAUUCUUCUAUCAGCCAUCAUCGGCGGCGGCGGCGACUCUACAGAAACCGCUUCCCUAUCGCCUGUAUCCGCCCAUGAUCCUGGCGGGGCCGAGCAAUCCCCUCGGCUCCUUGACUGCGAGCUCCAGCCUGUCGACCCUCAGCAACUACUAUAGGGACAGCCCGGAGAUGGCCGACGGUCGGGAGUCCUCGAGGAAAAGGGACAGGAGCAAGAGCCCAGAGUCGAGGGACAGGUCGCCAACCAGAAAACCGGCGAGACUGUAUCCGCUGCAGAUGAUGCAGGCGGGUCCUAGUAAUCCUCUCGGCACCUUGACGACCUCCAAUCUUUCCAACAUGAACAACUACUACAGAGGCAGCCCGGAAUUGAUGGAGGGAAGGGAGAAUAUGGAAAGGUCGAGGAAGCAAGAGAGGAGCAGCAAGAGCCCGGACUCCAGGGACAGGUCGCCCCUGAGGAAGGACGUUAGGUCUUAUCCCUCGAUGAUCCAGGCGGGUCCCAGCAACCCUCUCGGACCCCUCGCGACCGGCUCGAACUUACCGAACCUGAACAAUUAUUACAGAGACAGUCCGGAAAUAGUGGACGGACGGGAAAGUAUGAAUCGAACGCGACAGCGUGACAGAAGUCAGAGCCAGGAUAGAUCACCCGUGCAGAGGGAGGACAGUCCUCGAAGUGUGAGGGCUGACAGUGACGAAGAAAGCAUACAUGACAUCUAGGACAUGGAGAUUCCUGGUACCGACGGUGGCACAUCGGCAGUUUUGUACGAGAGGGAAGACAAGGGAGUAUAUUAUCCUGCAGGAUAAUUAGGAAACGAAAUGCCAUGUGAAAUGGAGUGAUUUCCUUACGAUGAUCACUUCGGCAUAAAUGAAUGAACGGCGAACGAAGAAUUGACAUCAGAAAUUAGUGAGACGGUCAAAGGGAACGUGAUCCUUCUGAAAAUGCUCUGGUAUGAAUCGGGCAGCUAAACGUACGGGCAAGCUUGAAAGUACUGAUUGAUGCGAUAACUCAUUACGAGAAGCUGACAGGGAUAAUUAAAAUCGAAUUCACUUAGCUAGCAUUAAUCAGUCAAUUCCAAACGAGAUAACGAAGUCGCUCAAAUUUCAGCAGCUAUUGCAUUAACAGUUCAUAAAUAAACAAAUCGAUUCCCGUAUGGAGAAUUUGUUGGGAGAUCGAUCGAUAAUAUUUAUAUAAUCCUGGAAGGAACAAACUAUAUAUAUCCUUGAACAACUUACAUCGAUCCACGCAGCUACCACGAAAUACAAACGAAGAAACGAAUGCAGCCGGUAACGAGACUGUUUAAAAAGCUAUAUAUCGAGGUGCACGUAAGCAUCGAGGAGAGACUACAUAGAGAUUAUUUCGCGUUUUUGCAGUCAUUUUAAAACCUGUAGAAAUCAGAGUGAAGAGAUCCGGGAUUCGCGAGGUCUAAAGCGAAAUCGGCGAAAUGAGAUGCGAACGAAACGGCACGGCGCGGGCGCGCGGCCGAUUUCGUGAGGUAGAACAGGAAGUGACAUAGCACGGGACGUCCGGGAUUUUGUAGAUAAUGAGAGCGAACAGGAAAUAUCGUGCGGUUAACCGAACUUCGUGAUUUGAGCGUUCAGUGAAUGGCGGGUUACGGUGAAACAAUAUAUUCAACGUUGAUACGAUCGGCGAGUAGAGAGCGGACGAAAGUAAAAAUCCUAUAUGCCUCACCGAAACAUUAUCCCCCGGACAAAUACGGAGGACUCAUUAUUACUCAUUCAUUGUCCAUUUAUUAUUUCAUUUUCCACUCUUUCCCGCAUGGAUCCGUGCGAUUGGUCCGUCGUUUGAAAGGUAUUUGUGUUUUCCAAUAUUUUUAUAAUUUACAAAACAAUCAUUUACUUUCACGAGUUUUAUUUUGAUCAUAAUUAUCGGUAAUUACACUGCGAUAAUUAUUUCAUUCGGACAUAUUGAUUAAUUUUAUUGCGAAGUCUCUUUAAUAUUUACGAUUAAAUUAUAUUUUCACCGCGAUAUAACUACGUGCACGUUUUUUAAACAUCGAUCGAUGGUUUCCUUGUAAAAUAUGACGUAAGAGGCGAAUAUUAUCACGCCAUCAAUAAAUAACUAUUUCGCUGUGUGCCAAAAAUUUCUAUUCAAUUCUUUUAAUCUUACAAUUUUAAAUAAAAUUCUAUAAAUUUUCGCCUCUGACGCCGAGACUGAAAGGACUUAUUCAUCUGCAAAGAAACCAAUCAAUAUUCACGACCACAGUAAAAUUUGACUUCUAAAAUUUAUCACACGCAUUCAUGUCAUCACAGUACAGACCAACGCGACCCGUUCAUAGCAACGAUACAAAAAACCAUACCGAUUAGAGAACCCGGCUCGAUUGGACGGUUUCGUGUGUCGAGAACGGUUACAAGUUACAAUCGCGCCAGGAAAUGGGCCAAUCGCGGACGAACGCGAAUGUACAAUUAAUAUGACAUUAGAGGGAACUUGGCCGCGGGGGAAGAAAUCUAAAAUGACACGAAAUUACACGCGGUCGCCACGAAACGACAAAAAAGGACCGUGCAGGAGGGGGCGCGGCAUCGAACGCGAAGAAAAGGGGGUCUCAACUAUUCAAAUAACUGGUGUUGUCGUGUCUGCGAAGCGAAACCGGCAUUUUGCCCACCGCUAUUCCUCGGAUAGGACGAAUUGGUCAGCUUAAUUAAUAUCGACGAGAUCUAAGAGACGGUGACGGUCCCGAAAAUUGCACCGACACCGGCGACCGGUAAUUUGCGAACGACAACGGGGGCGGACAUAUUUUCUUCUUUCCCAGGAAAAAAAUCGACAAUUUGAGCGCUAAUUGUAACGAGAAUCGGUCGUUGUAAGUUAAACUUAAGAUAAAAUUUUCACAUUUGGACUUUGCGUCGCAAUAUCUCCACUCGUAGGGCACGUAGCGGAAAA